Molecule: messenger RNA, 3290 nt
Organism: Calidris pugnax (ruff)
Lineage: Eukaryota; Metazoa; Chordata; Aves; Charadriiformes; Scolopacidae
Gene: RANBP9
Product: RAN binding protein 9
Exons: 18
Coding region: 1-2427 (808 amino acids)
Biological process (GO): cytoskeleton organization; cell surface receptor signaling pathway
Cellular component (GO): cytoplasm
Molecular function (GO): protein binding
Source: RefSeq, a predicted model, not a curated record
AUGGAGCGGGAUCUCCCCGGCACUCCUGCAAGGGAGAGACGUCUGCCUCCCUGGCAAGACAUGGGCCAUGAGCCACCAGCCCUCUUCCACCCAGGCCCUCCCACCUCUAUAAACACCAUAACAAUAAUUAUCCCGUCAGCCGGAGACUUAAACAUUCUUGACGUCCUAACAUCUGACAAUCGGUCUUCAACGGUUUUUCUUAUAUUUCAACUUUUAAAUCAUGCCAACUUGCUUCCACCCUCAGCAGAAAUCCCUGAUGACUCAGAAAUGGAUCUUGACCCGCUAGCUGAGAAUCACUUCUCUGAUAGUGUUACGUAUGAGGAACAGGAAGUUGAUGGUGGCAACCUCAAAAUGGGUGACAUGAAAUAUUUUUGCGUGAACGCUAAGGGAGCCACAGCCCAGGAAGUAGCUAUGGCAAAAAAUUUAUUGAAAUUCAAAGAGUUAAGACACAUCUACGCUUAUGACUGUAACAAAUACAUCCCCCAAAACGCCGCGCCGCCGCCACCCGCCGCCGGCAGCGGGCCCGCGGCGACGGGGGGCGGCGGUACUGGCGCGGCGCUGGGCCUGUCGGCGGGGAGCAGCGGCACCAGCAGCGGUGGCGGAGGAGGAGGAGGCACCAGCGCCCCGGCGCCGUUCCCUCACGGCGAUCCGGCCCUGAACGAACAGGAGAAAGAGCUGAAGCGGCGGCUGAAGAGGCUCUACCCGGCCGUGGAUGAGCAGGAGACGCCGCUGCCCCGCUCCUGGAGCCCGAAGGACAAAUUCAGUUACAUCGGCCUCUCUCAGAACAACCUGCGGGUACACUACAAAGGUCAUGGAAAAACUCCAAAAGAUGCUGCUUCUGUUCGAGCUACACAUCCUAUACCUGCAGCCUGUGGCAUAUACUAUUUCGAAGUUAAAAUUGUCAGUAAGGGAAGAGAUGGUUACAUGGGAAUUGGGCUUUCGGCACAGGGUGUGAACAUGAACAGACUACCAGGUUGGGAUAAACAUUCAUAUGGUUACCACGGAGAUGAUGGACAUUCAUUCUGUUCCUCUGGAACUGGACAACCCUAUGGCCCAACGUUUACUACGGGUGAUGUCAUUGGUUGUUGUGUCAACCUUAUCAAUAAUACCUGCUUCUACACAAAGAAUGGACACAGCUUGGGCAUCGCUUUCACAGAUUUACCGCCAAACUUGUACCCUACAGUAGGGCUUCAAACACCGGGAGAGGUUGUGGAUGCUAAUUUUGGACAACACCCAUUUGUAUUUGAUAUUGAAGACUAUAUGAGAGAAUGGAGAACCAAAAUUCAAGCACAGAUUGACAGAUUUCCGAUAGGAGAUCGGGAAGGAGAGUGGCAAACAAUGAUUCAGAAAAUGGUAUCAUCUUACUUAGUUCACCAUGGAUACUGUGCAACGGCAGAGGCAUUCGCCAGAUCCACAGACCAGACUGUGCUAGAAGAAUUAGCUUCUAUUAAAAAUAGACAAAGAAUUCAGAAAUUGGUUUUAGCAGGAAGAAUGGGAGAAGCCAUUGAAACAACACAACAGUUGUAUCCAAGUUUACUAGAAAGAAAUCCUAAUCUCUUAUUUGCAUUAAAGGUGCGCCAGUUUAUAGAGAUGGUGAAUGGUACAGACAGUGAAGUGCGGUGUUUGGGAGGCCACAGUCCAAAGUCUCAAGACAGUUACCCUGUGAGCCCACGGUCAUUCAGUAGUCCUAGCAUGAGUCCCAGCCAUGGAAUGAAUAUUCACAAUUUGGCAACAGGCAAAGGGAGCAGCACACACUUUUCUGGGUUUGAAAGUAGUUGCAAUAAUGGAGUAAUAUCAAAUAAAGCGCAUCAAUCUUACUGUCACAGUAAACACACGACCACCAGCUUGAAUGUACCAGAGCUCAACAACAUAAAUGUAUCAAGAUCACAGCAGGUUAACAGCUAUACCAGCAAUGAUGUAGACAUGGAAACAGAUCACUACUCCAAUGGGGUUGCUGAGACUUCAUCCAAUGGCUUCCUAAAUGGUAGUUCUAAACAUGAUCACGAAAUGGAAGAAUGUGACACAGAAAUGGAAGUAGAUUCAAGUCAGUUGAGACGUCAGCUGUGUGGUGGCAGCCAGGCGGCCAUUGAGAGAAUGAUCCAUUUUGGAAGAGAAUUGCAAGCCAUGAGCGAGCAACUAAGAAGAGAAUGUGGCAAAAACACGGCGAAUAAGAAAAUGCUCAAGGAUGCAUUCAGUUUACUUGCAUAUUCAGAUCCUUGGAGCAGCCCUGUCGGGAAUCAGCUGGACCCGAUACAGAGAGAACCCGUGUGCUCCGUACUCAACAGUGCAAUACUCGAGACUCACAAUCUGCCAAAGCAACCCCCGCUUGCCCUAGCCAUGGGCCAAGCCUCACAGUGUCUAGGAUUGAUGGCUCGGUCGGGCAUUGGGUCCUGCGCCUUCGCCACGGUGGAAGACUACCUACACUAGCUAUGCAUCCGGAGAGCCCAACGGCCACACGGCCUCUGCGACACGGAAAGUAGACCAGCUCUGCUGACUGGAAUUUGGAAUUUUAAUUAUGUACUAAGGACAAGUCUGUUGCUUUAUGUUGCUUCCUAGUUUACAGCAUGAUGCAAAUGAUUUCUAACUUAGCGUUAGGAGAAAAUUUCCAUCUUUAAACCUCUUAGACGACUAAGAGUUGAAAAAUACCACUGAUAAUGUCAGACAUCCAAAUUGAGGAGUUACCAAUCCUUUAAACGAUUGUCCAAAACAAACCAAAAAUCCUGCUACCUUGUGGUGGGACGGGAGACUAGAGAACACGGAUGUAUCAGCAUGUGGGUGAUGUAAACGUGGAGCAGGAUGACUUGCCAACCUCCACCCCCAUUGUUACAUAGUUCAAUCAGUGUAAUUUGCAAAAUGCAUAAACACCUGAUGGUUUGGAUAUAUAGUGUUGAUGGGAAGAAAUGAUAUUUUUUAAUGUGUACUGUAAAACUUGAAUUACUCAGGAGCUGAGUGAAUAUGUUUGUUGCUACUUACAAUCCCAACCUGUUGAUCUUAGUAGUUUUUUUUGUUUUAACAUGGUCUUUUCAACUUUGUUUCCUUGUUUAACUACAGACAGCUUCUGUUGUGUAGACUCACCAGUUUAACUGUUGUAUUAUAACAGUAUUACAUGUCAACACAGUGUGGUUAUGACCUAUUUAUAUAAAAACCAAAUAUUUAGUCAAUUUACAGUCUUAAUUUAAUCUUUGUACACCUUGCAUUUUUAAAAGUGCUUAAAUAGUACUAUAUUGCAAUAAAAUGUAGUGAUAUCAUAAUUAACCAGCCAUUAAAAACUUACUUCUACAUACACAGUA